AUGGCCGACUUCUUCGGGGUGGUCGCCAUCAUCUUCUUCUAUGUUCUGAUUCUUAUCGUAGGAAUUUGGGCCGGCAGGAAAUCCAAGAACGCCAAAGAAUGUGUCGAUCAUGCUGGUGCACAUACGGAAGAAGUGAUGCUAGCCGGAAGAAACAUUGGCACAUUGGUCGGAAUAUUCACCAUGACCGCAACCUGGGUGGGAGGAGCGUACAUUAAUGGUACUGCAGAAGCGCUUUACAACGGAGGUGUGCUGGGAUGCCAGGCUCCAAUCGGUUACGCCCUCUCUCUGGUGAUGGGUGGCUUUUUGUUCGCCAAGAAGAUGAGAGACGAGGGAUACGUCACAAUGUUGGAUCCAUUUCAGAUCAAAUACGGACAGCGCGUUGGAGGCUUGAUGUUCAUUCCAGCCUUAUUCGGUGAAGUCUUCUGGAGUGCCGCUAUUCUCUCAGCUCUCGGAGCGACACUGUCGGUGAUUCUGCGCAUUGACAUGAAUAUAUCGGUUGUGAUCUCAGCACUAAUAGCCGUUCUAUACACUUUUACCGGUGGCCUCUAUGCUGUCGCUUACACCGACGUCGUGCAACUUUUUUGCAUCUUCGUUGGUUUGUGGGUUUGUGUGCCUGCUGCGCUUCUACAAGAUGCAACGAGAGAUCUCAGAAGAAACGCCGAGGAUUGGUUAGGAGAAAUCGGCGGGUUUAAGGAGACAUCACUCUGGUGGGACUGCAUGCUGUUGUUGGUCUUCGGUGGAAUUCCUUGGCAGGUAUAUUUCCAACGAGUUCUGUCGUCGCGCACAUCAUCUGGAGCUCAGAAGCUGUCGUUCAUUGCCGGACUCGGAUGUCUGCUGAUGGCAAUACCACCGGCUCUUAUAGGAGCGAUUGCUCGAAAUACAGAUUGGCGCCUCACGGAGUACUCACCAUGGAAUAACGGGACAAAAGUCGAAGAAAUUCCUGAGGACAAGCGAAAUAUGGUCGUUCCUCUUGUGUUUCAAUAUCUCACACCAAAAUGGGUUGCUUUUAUAGGACUAGGAGCUGUGUCGGCAGCAGUGAUGUCGUCGGCAGAUUCUUCAGUACUCUCAGCAGCUUCGAUGUUUGCCCAUAACAUUUGGAAGCCCACCAUCAGACCACAUGCCCCCGAAAAAGAAGUGAUUUUCGUGAUGCGUUUCGCCAUUAUAGCGGUCGGAGUGAUGGCCACCAUUAUGGCGCUUACUAUUCAGAGCAUCUAUGGGCUAUGCAGUAACACCUAUGGAUCGCUGGCUGGCUAUGCAGUGGGUCUUCUCCUGCGAUUAUCAGGUGGUGAACCGUUGCUUGGCUUGCCAGCUGUUGUACAUUAUCCAAUGUUUGAGGACGGUAUACAGUACUUCCCGUUCAAGACAGUAUCAAUGUUGUCGUCAUUAUUCUGCAUAAUAGGUGUUUCACGACUCAGCGAAUAUUUGUUCACAUCGGGGCAGCUGUCGGCCGAGUUAGAUGUUCUCGGAUGUGUCAUGGUUCCGUCAGAGCGGAUACCUCUACCAUCUGAUGUAUCAUUCAACGUUAGCAGUGAUACUUUAGCAAUGAAUAAGGUGAUGUUUCUGGGUGUCGGACUGCGAUGUACAGUGGGAGAUUCGUCCCUCCGGCAGGAUCUCCCAAGCUGA
This is a messenger RNA of Angiostrongylus costaricensis, 1623 nucleotides long. The record is from the annotation of a GenBank genome assembly. Lineage: Eukaryota; Metazoa; Nematoda; Chromadorea; Rhabditida; Metastrongylidae.